Messenger RNA from Letharia lupina, 1950 nucleotides. RefSeq lists its product as uncharacterized. The record is from RefSeq and is a predicted model, not a curated record. The transcript has 5 exons. The coding region runs from base 1 to 1950 and encodes 649 amino acids. Gene Ontology annotation, molecular function: long-chain fatty acid-CoA ligase activity; long-chain fatty acid transmembrane transporter activity. NCBI's taxonomy places the organism in Eukaryota, Fungi, Ascomycota, Lecanoromycetes, Lecanorales, Parmeliaceae.
AUGGCCUUAGCUACCACAGCCGCCAUUGCUGCAGGCACGACAGCAGCAGCAGCCUACUUAGACGCCAAGUUCCAUAUCAGCAAAGACAUCCGCCAGUUGCGGAUGCUCAGCAGUGCGGAGCGCGAGACCACAAGAGCUAUCAAAACCAAACGCCUAUCCUGCCUCUACUUCUUCGAAGAAGCCGUCCGCGACUACCCCGACGCUGAGGCUAUCUGGUCGCGUGAGGGAAUAUUCACUUGGAAAGAGACACAUACCAAGACUUGCCAAUAUGCUGCAUAUUUCCUUGAGCUGGAUGUCAGACCUGGCGAGCUGGUGGCCUUUUAUUUACAGAACUCGCCUGAGUUCAUCUUUGCGUGGUUGGGAUUAUGGGCCAUUGGAUGUGCACCGGCCAUGAUCAAUUUCAAUCUAUCCGAAGAUGCCUUGAUACAUUGUUUGAAGCUUUCGGGCGCCAAGAUAGUAGUGGUUGAUGAAGAGGAGAAGGUAAGGACCAGGAUUGAUGGUGAGAAGCAGAGGAUAGAGGAGCUUGGCAUGCAGACCAUCGUGCUGUCUAGGGAGUUGAAGAGCUCCAUAGCUGCAAAGACUGCACAAAGACCUGAUGACAGCUAUCGAGAAGGCCUCAAAGCCAGCUUCCCAAGUGAGAUCGAGACAUUCCACGCCACAAAAUUGACGUCAGGACUCGCUGACGAGGAGUUCAUCAGUGGGACGACCGGUCUGCCCAAAGGCGCAUCAUUUCCUACCAGUCGAAUGCACCUCGCGGGCGCCAGGCGUGCAAAUUAUUGUGACCAGCGCCCCGGUCCUGGUGGAGACAGAUGGUACGUCUGCAUGCCGAUGUACCAUGGGACAGGUGGAAUCGCGGCAAUGACGUGCAUGAUGGCCGGUGUCUCCCUCGCCAUUGGUAAAGGCUUUUCAGUCAGUAACUUUUGGCGUGAUGUCCGAGAUUCGGAGUCGACCUUCUUCGCGUAUGUGGGGGAGACGGCACGCUACCUCCUCGCUGCACCCCCGUCGCCAUUGGAUAAAGAGCACAAGGUCCGGUGUAUGUGGGGCAAUGGAUUGAGACCCGACGUGUGGCUUCCUUUCCGUGAGCGCUUUGGUGUACCGGAAGUGGCCGAGUUCUUCAAUAGCUCUGAGGGUAUGUUGUCUUUGUUCGUCUGGAACCGAGGAAAUUAUUCUGUCGAUUGUGUUGGUCAUCAUGGAGCGUUGAUGAGACUUGUAACGAGGGAUACAUUCGCGCCCGCAGCCAUCGACCAUGAGACGAACGAAAUUAUCAGAAACCCAAAGACAGGCUUUGCAACACGAAAUAGCUACAAUGAGGGCGGCGAGAUUCUUGUCAGAUUGUCCGAUGAAUCGCUCUUUCCGGGGUACUGGAACAACCCUGAGGCAACAAAGAAGAAACUCGAUCGGGAUGUGUUCAGAAAGGGAGAUCUGUAUUACAGAUCGGGCGACGCCCUGAGAAGGACUGAUGACGGAAGAUGGCUCUUCAUGGACCGCUUAGGGGAUACGUAUCGAUGGAAGAGCGAGAACGUCAGCACUGCCGAGGUCGCAGAGGUGAUUGGCAAAUUCCCCGGCGUCUUCGAGGCCAACGUAUAUGGAGUUGAGAUACCCAGGCAUGAGGGCAGAGCAGGGUGUGCUGCUCUUAGCAUAGCGCCUGAACAUCGGAAGAAUUUCGAUUGGAGGGGACUUGCAUCACAUGCGAGGAAACAGUUGCCAGGAUAUGCGGUACCUGUCUUUGUGAGAGUGCUAGGUGGAGAAGUUGGCGGGGCAGCGAGUCAUAACAACAAGCAAAACAAGGUUGCUUUGCGAGCAGAAGGGAUCGACCCGAGCAAGAAGGGCUCAAAGGUAAUGGGUGGUGGAGGAGAUGAAAAUUAUUGGAUGUCCCCAAAAAGCGAUAAGUAUGUCCGCUUCGAAGAUAAGGACUGGCGCAAUCUAGUGGGAGGGACAGCUAGGCUUUGA